Messenger RNA from Penicillium hordei, 1347 nucleotides. RefSeq names its product Zn(II)2Cys6 transcription factor. NCBI's taxonomy places the organism in Eukaryota, Fungi, Ascomycota, Eurotiomycetes, Eurotiales, Aspergillaceae. Gene Ontology annotation, biological process: positive regulation of transcription by RNA polymerase II. Gene Ontology annotation, cellular component: nucleus. Gene Ontology annotation, molecular function: transcription cis-regulatory region binding; DNA-binding transcription factor activity, RNA polymerase II-specific; zinc ion binding. The transcript is spliced from 2 exons. The coding region runs from base 1 to 1347 and encodes 448 amino acids. The record is from RefSeq and is a predicted model, not a curated record.
AUGAGACCAUCACCGUCAGGAUGUUGGACUUGCAAGCUCAGGCAUCGCAAGUGUGAUUUCCGAACGCCCACCUGUGGGGAGUGCAGGGAUCGAUGUAUUCCAUGCUACGGCUACGGGCCUAAGCCCUCGUGGAUGGAUGGCGCGACCGCCGAAAGAAAGGAGCUUACGCGCAUCAAGAAUGCCGUUAAGCUGAAUUUCCGAAAAGUCCGAAAGUCCCAGAAUCAUGUUCGGCAAGUUAGGAGGGAGAGAUCACGUAUUAUUAGAUCAUCUUCUCCCCAGAUGCCCGUCGAGGGCCGAUUGACAAUGCCAUCCCCUGUUGUUCCUGAGAUACCGUCUCCUUCGCAUCCGCGAUUUCUUCCAGAAGUUACCUGCAAGCGACUCGAGCCCAGCCGCAGCGCAGACCUUAUCAGUGAGGGCCCCGGGCAUGUCUGUAACCCAGUCCAAAAUGAGAGAAGUACAUCAACUGGCUUGCAUUCACAGCAUCCGGCUCCCUCACAUGUCUUCGGGUCGAAAACAGCAUCUCUAGUCAUGCAUUAUCUUGAUUCCGUGUUUUACUGGCAGUACCCCUAUUUCCGCUCCCGUUCCCGCUUGGGCAAUAGAGGCUGGCUCCUAUUAUUCCUUAGUAGCGGUGGCCCCCUGUAUCAAGCCGCCCUAGCGCUCUCCGCACUUCACCAAAAUCAAGCUCAAGUCUCCCAUAUAGACUACCAGCGCAAUCAAGAGGCAUUCGAGUAUCACUCAAAAGCCCUGCGGGAGCUUUCUGAGUUCUCGCGCCGCACUGAGACAGAGACGCUCCUCCGCGACAAGUCUCAGCUUGCGGAAUUUGCAUCCACUAGCUUAAUGCUGAUAAGCUUCGUGGUCUUUAAUGGUGCCGAAUACGAUUGGCUCCCUCACCUGGAUGCCGUGACCAACGUUCUCAGCAUGCAUUCCCCAGAAACUCUGCUCGGGCCUGCCAAUAACACAGAUGCCGCUAAAGUUAGCAAGGAACACGUAUCAAAUGACGAUCAACCCCAACCGGGCUUGGAAUUUCUCAUGGUCCAUGCUAUGUGGUUUGAUAUCCUAUCAUGUAUCUCGACUGGCCGCGUGCCGCGGAUUGCCUACCGACAAUGGCUCGAAACAUCAAAACUUGAGAUGGCAGACCUGAUGGGUUGUUACAGCUGGGUUAUGAUUGCCAUUGGCGACUUGGCGCACCUUCAGGCGUGGAAAACAGACAUGAAGGAGAAAGGAACCUUGAGUGUGCCGAAUUUGGUAACGAGGAGUAAAGAGGUUGAUACGCGGCUACUGGAAGGCAUAGACGAGCUUGAACUGACCAUUAAAGUGAAUAUUGGACUGAAUGUGGAAUAUACAUAA